AUGGUUAAACUUGUUUAUGGAGGAAAUGGAUGUCCUUAUUUGCCAUCUCUCAAGAACCUAGAGUUGGAUCUGGACUAUGUGGACCCGAGCUAUGUUAUAUGCGGGUGCUGGGCUCUUGAAAAUCUCAAGCUCACUUUACAUGAAUCAUUCCCAAUUAGGUCAUGGGAUACUGCUGAACUCCACAUGCCUCGUACGUUGAAGCGUUUAACCCUAAUACAGGCUGAUGACAUUGAAGAAGAUCUUAAUGAUAUUCAUGAACUUGAUAUAAUCACCCCGUUACUCGAAUACCUAAGUAUCACAUUAUGGGCAAGAUGCUUACAGGUUUCAAUUAGCGAUUAUCCCAACAUGGUGGAAGCUCAUCUUGAUAUUGAUCAAGACCAAGAGCAGUUUGGUUGGGUGGUUGAGCUUUUCAAGGCACUCCGCCAAACAAAACUGUUGGACUUGAAACUUUCCACUAUGGAGUGCUUGCUUGGUGCUUCCGAUUUUGAGUUGCCAGAAUUUUCCCGUUUACUUAAUCUAGAGCUUGAAAUUCCAUAUUUCGACUCUGAAUUUAUGAUAGAAUUGCUUCAUAACUGCAAUAUGCUUCAAGUUCUCACUCUUCAUAACCGGGAGAAAGUUUCCAGAUUGGAACUUGAGGAACCUAAUUGUUGGACACUGCCAAUGAAGGAUCCUGAUUGUGUUAUAUCACAUCUCAAGAUUUUUGAAUUUAAAGGAUAUCAAGACUCUGCAGAUGAACAUGCAUUUGUUGCAUAUCUUUUAGAGAAAGGACCUAUUUUGAAGACAAUGAAAAUCCAUGCUGAUCCUAGUCUUGGCCAAAGGUAUAAACAGCGCAUCCACCAGGAAUUAUCUACGGUACCAAGGAGCUCCAAAACAUGCCAAUUAAAAGUUACCUGAAGAGACAACAGUUACAUAUGAAUAUAUGAUAAAUCUCUCACCAUCUCUAUUCUCUCUUCUUGAUUUGCCUUAGAUUCAUGCGUCAAUGUCACUUGUGUUGUUCAAAUAUUUGUUGAAGCUUUUGAUUACUUUUUACUUGGAUUAAUUUGUCUGAUCGGAUUAUUUGGAUGACUCUUCAAAUCGUUGCUGGGGUUUGGUUUGGUAGUUUUGGAAUUUGCUUGUACCUUCUCCCUCGAUGUCAGUAGAAUAUCUUUGACUUCUUUGAUGUCUGUUUCGCGAAACAUACAGAAGUUUUGCCCUUUAGA
Arachis stenosperma is the source of this 1199-nucleotide messenger RNA. Its product is annotated as F-box/FBD/LRR-repeat protein At4g26340-like. Lineage: Eukaryota; Viridiplantae; Streptophyta; Magnoliopsida; Fabales; Fabaceae. The transcript has 3 exons. The record is from RefSeq and is a predicted model, not a curated record. The coding region runs from base 1 to 894 and encodes 297 amino acids.